Messenger RNA from Prunus persica (peach), 3334 nucleotides. RefSeq names its product protein IQ-DOMAIN 14. Bases 1828 to 3060 code for a protein of 410 amino acids. The transcript has 4 exons. Lineage: Eukaryota; Viridiplantae; Streptophyta; Magnoliopsida; Rosales; Rosaceae. Gene Ontology annotation, molecular function: protein binding. The record is from RefSeq and is a predicted model, not a curated record.
CGUAGCAAGAGGGAAUAGCUCUAUUUUCCUUUAUUGUUAUUCUAAGUUCGAGAAAAAUUUGUGUGAAAUGGAGAUACACUGUUUUGCUAUUCUUAACCAAAUAUGCUAAGUGAAAAAGUUAUUACUCGUGACAUAUCGUAAUUGAUUGAAAAUAGAAAAUAAUAUUAUCCCAUUUCCACACAAGUGUUUCUCCCUAAACUCGCCUCCUCUUUAGAAAAUCAUCUCUAGGCUAAAAUGUAUACUACACAUGGUUAACUUAAACUCAAAAGCUCCACCAAAACAAAACAAUCUUUUGGCUAAAAAAAGAAGUUUCCUGAAGUAUACAAAUUCUUUUCACCUCCUGAAAAUUAAUAAUUAAACGAACCCUAAGCAAAUAAUAUCAGUGAAAAUUCCUACUAUCCGCCUCUUACUCGCUCAAAUUGAUGAAAUUGAUUUCUUUUAAUGUCAAAAUGUUCCAACUUUCCAUGUUCAAAGUUAUUGUGUAACGUUAUGCAUUUAGUUGACUGGAUUUUAGCCAAAACAUUGAAGAAAGAAUAUAUAAGAUCCAUACUAUUUCCGGUUCCUUAUAUCCACAUCAUCAUCUGACAUAAAUCAAUAAAAACUGUUUUCGACCAAAUAAAAAAAAUAAAAAAAAUAGAAACUGUGACAACAGGAAAAGGAUCUGCAUAUUCAAAAAUAAAUAAAUUUGAAGGAAAUAAAAAAAAACCAUUUUCAUUUUCAAAUCACCUGCUCCUAAAAGUAAAAGAUGCCACAGAGUCAAUGGCAGAUUGCCAUUUUUAUCUAACUUCGGUAUAUCCCAAAUAUCAGGAAAAAUUCAAAACCCAACAUUUAUGGAAUUUCAAAUCCCAAGAUUACCCCCUCCCCUUCUCUCUCUACCUCUCUUUCUCUCUCUGCCUGUCUCUCUCUCUUCUUAAUAAGCAGCGUCUGCAUCCCCCCAAAGGAUUCAGAUCUGCUUGAUCAGCUCUCGUUUGGGAAAGACCCAUUGUCAACCAAAGCUCUGUUUCAAAGAUUUUGAUGCAGAAAGAAUGGCAGAGACUGAGUUAAGAAUCAUGGAGAAGAGGGAAUCACUGUGAAAAAGAUACGGAAACUGAUCAAACAUCUUCUCUCCAACCCAAGAUAGAAAGCAAAGUCUCAGCCUUUUUCGGCUCUCUCACUCAUACAACUCUUUUUAGGGACAAAGGAGAAGCUAUAAAAAGCUGUCCUUUUUAGUGGGUAAAUGGGCUUUUAAUGCCUGCACUGUUUUCCAGCUCUUAUAGUACACAGUCUGAGUCUACUUCAACAUAUAACAGAUAGAGAAAGAGAGAGAUAUAUCAGAGAAAUUUAUGGCUUUAAUUAUAAGUUAAGAAGGGUAGAGGGUUGCAGAAGCAGAAGAUAGCAGAAAGGGGUAUUCUUUUUUUUUUUUAUCUUUCUUUUAAGAGAGAGAGAGAGACGGAGGAAGAAGCAUAAUACUCAGAAGGGUUUUUGAAAGAGAAGCUUUUGAAAAAGAAAACAAAAUUCGGAAAAUAUUCACGGGAUUGUCAGUGGGUAAUUGGGUAUCUUUCAUUUUGAGUACACGUUGCUCCAGAAAGUUGAGAUUUUUAGUGUGAGAGAGAGAGAGAGAGAGAGAGAGAGAGAGAGAGAGAGAGAGAGUAGAAAUAGAGAGAGAGUGAAGCGGUGGUGGUGGUGCCUUUUGUCGUUGUAGUUUUGCCAAGUUUAGUCAGAAGACAAAGUGGGAGUAAAUUCGGCGCUUUUUUUGAAUUUAAGAUUUUAAGGAGGCGGUGUGAAGUGAAGUGGUGGGGGCAUCUGGCUUGUAUCUUCAGAUUCUAGAAAGAGAGAAAGAGCAAAAAUAUGGGGAGAGCUACAAGAUGGUUGAAGGGCUUGUUGGGGAUGAAGAAAGAGAAAGACCAUGUUGGCAAUACAAGCACUACGUCUGGUGAUCGGAAGGAGAAGAAACGGUGGAGUUUUGCCAAGUCGGGGAAAGACACAGGUAGUACAAUUGAUCAUGUUACAAACAAUCUUCCACCAAAUGUUCCUGUCCCCGACUCUGCUUGGCUCAGAUCCUAUCUUGCUGAGUCAGACAAGGAGCAGAACAAGCACGCAAUUGCGGUGGCUGCUGCCACCGCAGCUGCUGCUGAUGCCGCCGUGGUCGCGGCUCAGGCGGCCGUGGCGGUUGUGAGGCUGACAAGUCAAGGCGGUGGACUCAUGUUUGGAAAAAAAGAGAGAUGGGCUGCAAUGAAGAUUCAAACUGUUUUCAGAGGCUAUCUGGCACGAAAGGCACACCGAGCUCUUAGAGGACUGGUUAAGUUACAGGCUCUUGUUAGAGGCUAUCUUGUUCGGAAACGGGCUGCUGCUACUCUUCACAGUAUGCAAGCUCUUUUUAGAGCACAGACAACUGUCCGAUUCCAGCGAGCACGUCGUUCUUUCAAUAAAGAGAACAGGUUUCUACCUGAAAUCAAAGCCCGGAAGUCCGUUCAGGAAAGAUUUGACGAUGCAAGAAGUGAAUUUUAUAGCAGGAGGCUAUCUGCAACUUAUGAAACUUCCAUUAAUGGCUUUGAUGAAAGCCCAAAAAUUGUGGAAAUUGACACAUUCAAAACCAGAUCCAGGUCUCGUAGAUUCAACACCGUACUAUCUGAAUGUAGUGAAGACCUGCCUUACCAAACAAUCUCAUCACCACUUCCCUGUCCAUUUCCAACCCGUAUUUCUAUACCUGAUAGACAGAAGCCUCAAGAUUUUGAAUGGUGCUUUAAUGGUGACGAAUGCAAGUUCUCUACUGCCCACAACACUCCGCGGUUCACAAACUCUUUUCGAUCCAAUGCUCCCAGUACACCAGCCAAGAGUGUUUGUGGAGACACCUUCUUUCAGCCUUACUCAAACUUCCCAAACUACAUGUCAAGCACUCAAUCAUUCAACGCAAAGUCAAGGUCCCACAGUGCCCCUAAGCAAAGGCCGGAACCAGGGCCGAAGAAGAGGCUUUCGCUUAAUGAAAUGAUGGCAGCAAGAAACAGCAUAAGCGGAGUUCGAAUGCAUCGAUCGUGUAAUCAAGUCCAAGAAGAAGAAGAGGAAGAAGUCUUGAAUUAUUGAGCAAGCUGCAAUUAGAAAGGUCCUCUGUCUUUGGUUAAAAUCAGGGAGGGCUUUGCAUAGAAGAUGGUAAAAAAAACAGAUUGGAGAGAAGAAGAACCUCUCUGUGCCUUAUUUUCCCCACUUUAGUAUUAACAAUGAAUAGGGUAGAACACAGAGUGCUUGUGUAAAUUCUUUUUUCUUUUUUUCCUUCCAUUUUCCUUUUUCUCAACAGUUUCUUUCAAUUGUGUCUUAUGAUCUACGAGUAAAUGAGAUGAAAGGAGCUUCUACAUGUUAA